Molecule: messenger RNA, 8678 nt
Organism: Pseudophryne corroboree (corroboree frog)
Lineage: Eukaryota; Metazoa; Chordata; Amphibia; Anura; Myobatrachidae
Gene: MAN1C1
Product: mannosidase alpha class 1C member 1
Exons: 13
Coding region: 718-2601 (627 amino acids)
Biological process (GO): mannose trimming involved in glycoprotein ERAD pathway; carbohydrate metabolic process
Cellular component (GO): Golgi membrane; endoplasmic reticulum; extracellular exosome
Molecular function (GO): mannosyl-oligosaccharide 1,2-alpha-mannosidase activity; calcium ion binding
Source: RefSeq, a predicted model, not a curated record
GCAGCAGAUACUCAGUGAGAUGCUGGACACAGACCCUGACAUGUAAAGGCCAUCAGAGCAAUCACAUUAGGACCAGCCUAUAGGAAAGUCUACUGCUUGACCAAUCCAAGCCUGCUUAUAGCUAACCAAUUGCAGCCUGGGUUACAUCCAACCUACUAAACUGGCAUCUAUGGGUGUUUAAAUGUGGCACUUACUGUGAUUCCUAGAACAGCAAGCAGACUAGAGCAGCACCUCCGCUCCCAUCAUCAUCAUCCGCAAUCUGCACGGACGUGGCUGCACACACCGGCUGACACCUAUUCCAUGAACCUCACCGAUCUAUCGUGGCAUACAUCAUGCACCCACUUGGCUAACAGCCAGCCAUAGCAUCUGUGUAGCACAUCUGGAUUUACUUGCAAUUAUUGCUGGUGCUCUCGGGGCUGAAUGUAGAGCAUUAUGCAUGGCCGGGUUAUUAUAACACCUCAUUGUCAUUUAGCAGCCGAUCCACAAAAUGGAACAUGCAGGCGUAUGGGAGAGACAGAGGAAUUGCCUUGUUUGAAAAGAAGCGGCUGCUGCAGAGAUGCAGGCUGUGCAUCCAAGGUGUGACUAUUUUCGCAAUUCCUCGAUUCAAACAUUACAGUGCCAUGUGCAAGAGAUUUAGAAGAAAAACAGAGAUGUCUAUGCAAUGUCAUAAUGCACAUGUGUCAAGAACAUAUAUGUGAUUAGAUGCAACAUUAAACAAUGUUCCUUAGGAGAAUUUGUGGAAUAUUUCCAACUGGAUUUGGACUUCGUCUUUCUCAGAAAUUUAUAUUUUUAUUGUUUUUGUCUGGAUUUAUUACACUCUGCUUUGGGACACUGUUUCUGUUACCAAACACAUCAACAUUUAAGAGGAUAUUUUUGUCUAGUACACAAAAUGGCGCAAAAAUACACAGCUAUGCUAGUAAGAAAAUUAACAAAAAAACUGUUGAAGAUCAAAAGUCAAUGCUACAGAACACAAAUCAAGAAAAGUGGAGAUCCAAAGACAAAUUUGAUGUGGAUGUAAAACCACUAGGAUUUAUAACCAGCAACUAUGAAACACAAAAAGACGAUGUUACAUUGAACAGAGAACAUAUAGUAGCUACUAAAGCCAAAAUGAAAAAUAAUGAUGUAUCUACAGCUCAGAAGAAAAAAAAUGACUUUAUUUUUGAUUACAAGGCUCUUCGAAAAUCCUUUAAACAUCCCCCUUUGGGAAACAGACCUGAACCAAAGGAUUCAGAAAUCAGAGAAAAAAGAAACAAAAUUAAAGAGAUGAUGAAAUUUGCAUGGGAUAGCUACAAGAAAUAUGCCUGGGGGGAGAAUGAGCUGCGUCCGCUAACUAGAGAUGGUCAUUUUGGAAGUCUGUUUGGGGGAUUAAAAGGAGCUACAAUUGUGGAUGCUCUGGACACCCUUUUCAUCAUGGAUUUGAAGGAAGAGUUUGAGGAUGCAGGAAUGUGGGUCGAGAACAGCCUUGAUCUGAAUGUGAAUGGAGAAGCCUCUUUGUUUGAAGUUAACAUCCGUUACAUAGGAGGAUUGGUCUCUGCUUACUACCUAUCAGGAAAAGAGGUUUUCAGAGAAAAAGCCAUAGGACUUGGAAAGAAGCUGUUACCAGCAUUUAACACACCUACUGGAAUCCCGCGUGGUAUUAUCAACCUUGGAAAUGGUUUAAACUGGAGCUGGGGAUGGGCCUCUGCAGGGAGCAGCAUUUUAGCUGAAUUCGGAACUUUGCAUUUAGAGUUUCUGAAGCUGAGCGAACUCUCUGGAGAGCAUGUGUUUAUUGAGAAGGUGAAUACCAUCCGGAAAAUAUUAAAGAAAAUUGAGAAGCCUCAUGGAUUGUAUCCUAACUAUUUCAGCCCCGUCAGUGGAAGCUGGGUGCAACAUCAUGUGUCUCUUGGAGGACUUGGUGACAGCUUCUAUGAAUACUUAAUCAAGUCUUGGCUGAUGUCAGCUAAACAAGAUAAUGAAGCAAAGGGCAUGUACUAUGAAGCUGUAGAGGCAAUUGAAGCACAUCUUAUCCGAAGGUCUGCUGGAGGUCUCACUUACAUUGCUGAGUGGAGAGGUGGUGUCCUUGACCACAAAAUGGGACACCUGACUUGCUUUGCUGCAGGAAUGUUAGCUCUUGGAGCAAAUGAUGCACUGGAGAAGAAAAAAGAUCAUUACAUGGAUUUAGCAGCAGAUAUUGCUAACACAUGCCAUGAAUCUUAUGUACGUACAGAUACUAAACUUGGGCCUGAAGUUUUCAGGUUUGACACUGGGGCUGAAGCUACAUCGACCAGAUUAAGUGAAAGAUAUUACCUAUUACGUCCAGAAGUGGCUGAGAGUUACUUGUACUUGUGGAGGUUGACACAUAACCCCAAAUAUAGAGAGUGGGGCUGGGAGAUUGUACAGGCUUUGAACACAUACUGCCGAAUUGAGAGUGGAUUUUCAGGCAUAAGAGAUGUGUACACUACAACGCCCAACCACGAUAAUAUUCAACAAAGCUUUUUCAUGUCAGAAACAUUAAAAUACCUCUACCUGCUGUUUUCAGAAGAUGACCUGCUGUCGUUAGAAGACUGGGUUUUUAACACUGAAGCACAUCCACUACCAAUAACUCGUCUAAAAUCAGUUUGAAGCACAACAAACCAAUUCAUACAUAUCCAGUGUUUUUAUCUGUAAUUGAAAUUUUCAUACGAAAGAAAUUCUAUUUUAUGAGCUGUUUGAGAUACCAUGAACUACAUAAAAUACAAUAUAAGAAUCUGUUGCUUGUUAAAUAUAGCACUAAAAGAAAUGGUGGCCUUUGGCAGAAAAUUCUGCCCUUAUUUACAUUUUCACUUUUUUUCAAACAUAGAAAAAAGUAGAGAAUAAACAUAAAUAUAUCAAAGUUUGUGAAAUGUCUGGGAUUCUCUUACAGUGCUACGUGCCCGUCUACCUACUUGUUCUUUGUGGAACAGACUUCAUUAAACUUCUACAGUGAUUAAUACCCCUUUCACACUGAAGCCCCGUCUCUUACACUGCAUCCAUAUGCACGUUACUCUGCAUCCAACCUGGGACGGACCCGUGAAUAUCCCUCCGUCGAUUCUUUCACACCAAGCCAGGACCUGGAUCGCACCUGCUACCUGGGUUCUCAGCCUAGUGUGAAAGAGAUAUUAGUCACAUUUGGAUCAUGUUAGAGUUAGUCAUGUGUAUCCCCACUCCCUUUCAUCAAUUUAUAUUGGCUAAUUUUCAACCUUCACAUUAUCUUUUAUUGGUUAUCCUCCUAAAACCUUUACCAAAUAUAAUGUUUAAGGGCAAGACCAGAUGUAGGUUUUAGAACCCAGCAAUUUCCAUACCAAAAAAACAGGGCUCUGAAGCAAUGCCAAGGCUCCGUCCAUGUAAUAUUAUAGUGCAUUACUGUUUCAGGUCGCUGUGGUUUUCUGAUCUGAGAUCACCCAUCUGCUUCAUCAGUUUUAGAAAUGUAUCUUACACCUGAGAGAUGUUUCCAUUUGUUAUCUUGAGACGUGAAGUAUAGAUGGAUAUGCGUUGUAUUAUGAAAUGAGGGUACAUCAUGCUUAGAGCCUUCUACUUUUCUGCUUUCAGGCCUUGUUCAUUUGAUAAAGGGGCAAUUGCAAUGUUGCCUAACUGUAAUUUACUAAUCCUGCAUUUCAUCCGGACGUACUGUAUAUGUGCCUGGUCUAAACCUUCCAUAGUGUUACUGUGUAUAAGUAUGGCAGAUAUCUGUAAUUUCUUUCCAAGCUAUUUUAUUGAGUAUAAUCUGUUUAUUGAUGUUUAUUUUUUACUUGUUUAAAGUAGUUUCACAAAAUUUAUCAACAAUUGGAAUCUAUAAUGAAAACGUGAGGGUAAAUUUGCUAUAGGUCGAUUCUAAUCUACAGUACUUUAAAUCAAUCUAAAUCGAUGUUGUGUUUCAGGGGCUAAAUCGCACGCUUACUAACAUUCAAAAAUCGAUAUGAAAAAUUGUCUGUUAGUAAAUCUGCGUUUUAAACUCCGAAACACAAAAGCGAUUUCGUUCAAAUUAAAAUCAACCUUUAGUAAAUUUACCCCAUGGUGUACACUGAAAUGCCUGUAGAGUAUUAAUAAAAGGUUCAUUAAUUGUAUCACAACUUCUUAUUUUGUUUCCUCCAGCAUUGUUCUAUAAGAACAUUGGUUCUCGCCAAAGCUCAUGAUGACACAGGGGAUGGUUGUUUCCACUGGACAAAAUGAAUAAUUUUUCAAGAAAUAAAUAAUAAAUUAAGACAUUUCUUAAAAGCUAUAUAGGGGAGAAGGGUAACAUAGUAAAUGAAAAAUGAUAUGCAUUUUCCCAUAACAGUUCCCUUUACACACAAAUCUAACCUCAUUGUUUGAGGUUAAUUGUCAAGUGAUGGGAGACUACUGCUGCAACCAAUGGGAACUCUUUGCUGCCUUGGUAGCCAUUUUGCAUGUUCUGUGUGUUUGGGCAUGGCUGGAACUUGGAUAGUUUGCAAUGUAAGUAAUCCAAGUAUUUUACAGUGUCAGUGUUCUUACCGCUGCAUGUUAGUGUACUGUGUUCUGUUCUAGGCAACUCUCAUAUUUUUUUAUAAGCUUGUUUUUUUUGGGGGGCGGAGCCACAGAGAUGACGUGGACACACACUUACAUAACGCUGCACUGCAUAUGACAGUUAUAGACUGCAAAUACAUACCAUCUAAAUGACUUUUUAUUUUUACUACAUUCACUGGAACAAAGGGGGUAAUUCUGAGUUGAUCGCAGCAGCAAGUUUGUUAGCAAUUGGGCAAAACCAUGUGCACUGGAGGGGGGGGCAGAUAUAACAUUUGCAGAGAGAGUUAGAUUUGGGUGGAUUAUAUUGUUUCUGUGCAGGGUAAAUACUGGCUGGUUUAUUUUUACACAGCAAUUUAGAUUUCAGUUUGAAUACACCACACCCAAAUUUAACUCUCUCUGCACAUGUUAUAUCUCCCCCCCUGCAGUGCACAUGGUUUUGCCCAAUUGCUAACAAAAUUGCUGCUGCGAUCAACUCAGAAUUAGGGCCAAAGAACAACCCGAGCUGAAAUUAGCUGAAAUAAUGAUAUUUAAGAAAACGUAUAGUAGGCUGACAAUUUUUACUGACAAUAGUUAUAUUAUGGGAAUUUGAUGAGAAAAAUAUAAUGGUUAGGAAUUUAGAGGGGAAAGAGUUUUUAGAACUGGGAAUAAUUUAUUUUAUGUAUUGUUUUGGUAUUUCCAGUAGGAAAUCAUAUUUUCAUGGAUUGAAAUAUUUUUUUUUUUUUAACUGCCAGGAAUAGAAGCCACCCCACUCCCCAUAUGAAAAAUGUCAUGCAUACUACAUAGACACAUUUAAUGGCUACCGUAGCACAAGUAAUAGGUAUUCUCAAGCACCCCUACUCUGCCAGGCAAAUAAUUUAUUUAUUUAUCUUCUGUAUAGACUGGCCAUAAAUAUACUCAUAUGUGUACACUACCUGGGUAGGGAUCAAUCAUUAUCAGGGGCGUUACUAUAGCGGGAAGGUUGACCACAAGACGUGUGGUGCGUACCAUGCCCCCCCUUUAAUCGCACACCUUGAUGUCUCAACUCCUCCCUCACAAUUAUUGUGAGGUAUGUAUAAUGUGAAAUGUAACAUAGAAACAUAGAAUUAGACAGCAGAUAAGAACCACUUGGCCCAUCUAGUCUGCCCCUUUUUUUAUCCCUUAGAUAAUCUCGACCCUUUUUGAUCCUUUGUUCUUUGGAAGGAUAUUCAUGUGCCUAUCCCAAGCAUGUUUAAAUUGCUCUACUGUCUUAGCCUCUACCACCUCUGAUGGGACGCUAUUCCACUUAUCCACUACCCUUUCUGAGAAGUAUGUUUUCCUUAAAUUUCCCCUGAACCUGCCUUCCCCAGUUUCAGUCUAUGUCCCAGUGCUCUAUUACUUCUCUUCUUUAGAAGAAUAUUUCCCUACUGUACUUUGUUAAAACCCUUGGUAUAUGUGAAAGUUUUUUUUUAUCAUGUCACCCCUUUCACUUCUCUGCUCCAAACUAUACAUGUUAAGAUAUUUUAGUCUUUCCAGGUAAGUUUUGUGAUGUAGGCCAUGCACCAUUUUAGUUGCCCUUCUUUGUACACUCUCUAAUGUAUUUAUAUCCUUCUGGAGAUAUGGUCUCAAGAACUGAACACAGUAUUCCAGAUGAGGCCGCACCAAUGACCUAUACAGUGGCAUUAUUACUUAUUUUUUCCUGCUACUGAUUCCUCUCCCUAUGCAACCAAGCAUCUGAUUAGCCUUCCUCAUUGCUUUAUUGCAUUGCUUUCCUGCCUUUAGGUCACUUGAAAUAGUGACACCUAGAUCCCUUUUCUCCUCCGUAGUUUCAUUAGAGUACCCUUGAUACUAUAUUUAGCCUUUGGGUUUUUGAGACCCAAGUGCAUGAUUUAUCAUUUUGUAGCAUUAAACUGUAGUUGCCACACUCUUUAUCUAUUUUUUAAUGACUACCUAGAUCAUCAAUAAUUUGUAUUACCUCUCCUGAUGUGUCUACCCUGUUGCAUAUCUUUGUUUUAUCUGCAAAAAGGCAUACUUUCCCUUCAGUGCCAUUUGCAAUGUCACCAACAUAUUCACUGGCAUAUUUAUAAAGGGUGCAGUGUGUGCGGUGCAUGUGGGUACCUGAGUCCAGGGGGGCCCCAAACUGCACGCACGCGCUGCACCCAUUUUUUCAAUAAUUACCCCUCGAGUCCAGCGCCAAUGGUAGCAGGGCUGCAGAAAUUGCCGGGAAAGUAGCCACCAUGCCAUUUUCCCCUAGAUCUAUGCAUGCGCAUUAGGGUCUGAGCACUCUAGUGCUCAGACUCUCUACAGCGCUGCAUCACUGCUGGCACCUGCCAAAGAGGAGAGGGUCUGGACUGAGGAGGCUGCACACGGUCCUCAUCCUCUCUUAAAAUGCUGCUGCCUAGGGUACUCCACUGGUAACACUUCCUUCCAUAGAAUGCACUCCAUUUACACUCAGUUGACUGUUUCCUAUCAUGCAACCAGGUUCUCAUCCAUUUAACUGUUUUAUACUUCAAUCCCAUGCAUUUUAUUUAGCAGUCUGCGAUGUUUGACGGUGUCAAAUGCCUUACUAAAGUCUAGCAACACUACAUCUACACUCCCCCCCCCACCACCACCACCACCACCACCACCACCACCCCUUGAGAUAUUAUUUUAGUCAUAGAGUCAAAAAAGUCAAGAUUUGUUUGGCAUGAUCUCCUCCCAGUAAAUCCAUAUUGUUUGGGAUCCUGUAUGUUGUUUGAUUUAAGAUAUUCCACAACUCUGUUAAUAGUAGGGAGGCCAAUCCCAAGCCUUUUUUUUUCAAUUCCGGGUAUCUGGAUUGAAAAAAGGUCAAUCCCGAGAUUCCCAGGAUACCUGGGAUUGGGUUGAAAACCCACCCACCCCAGCCCAGCCCACAUCGUGAGGACCCUUAACACUGCCCGGCAUUAAAAAAAACAAUGGUACAGGUAAAUCCCGCUAUGCCGGGAUUGGACCUUCCAAUUCCGGGAUUGAAUCCUGGCCAUUUUUUAGCCUAAAUCCCGUGAUCCCCCAGAUCCUGGGAUUGGCCUCCCUAGUAAACAGUGUUUCCAUUACUUUCCCCACUACAGGAGGCAUUGUGUUGCACAAUGUGAACUGGAGGCACUGGAGUGUGAAUUAUGGUACAAUAAGGGGCAUAAAAUGAACUAGGGGACAACAUGGGGCAUAAAAUAAACUAGUGUACUACUAUGGGACAUAAUAUGAACAAUCACUGCCCAGAGAGGUAUCUCUCUAGAAGCAUUGGGACACGGACCUUUCAAAUAUUGCUGUUGGACCCACACAUUUUUAGUUACACCCCUUGGUCAUCAUGAAUGUUGCUGUGAAUGGAGUGGAGCUGAAAUGCAGUGAUGCUAUGUGUAUGCAGUGUUUAAAAAUAAAACACAUUAACCAGUGUAAUGUUAUCCUUUGCAAGACAUACUUGCUUAUAUUCUAAGAAUUGUACUAGAUUAACAAUUGACCUAAUUUUAAAUAAAUAAAAAAAUCUGAUUUGAACUAAAUUGUACUAGAAUAGAGAACGUUACUGUAACUGACAAUACCUGUGUGACCCUGUCCUUUUAUUACAUUUUGUUUUCUGCACAUUUUCUAAGGAAUAUGGCUUCUUAACAAAAUAAAGGCACGCAGAGGUUUCUGACUAUACUUACACAAUUAUUCAAUUAGUUCGAGACAAACAAUGUUUUGGAUACAAUGUUAUUGUUGACUUUUUUUUUUGUUUGACAUACUGUUGUCCUUUUACCUGAAUUAUGUCACAGGGGAUUUAUUUUAAUUAUCCUUUGUCUGCUGGUUUUGCAGAAUUGUCAAAACACUUUAGGAUUAAUUCAAUUAGGGGUGAUAUUCUCAUUCCUAUAUUGUAUGUCACAUUUACGUUACAGCCAGAUUUGCAGUUUUUUUUUCACAGUCUCACAGGGCUGCAUACAAAGAUCAGUGACUUCAGGGUGAGAUUGGUCCAUGAGGGGAAGUGUUCUGCUGUCGUUGCCGGUGUUUACAUGCCAUUGCAACGGCAACUCACCCCCUUUGCCUAUAAUUGAAUUGACCCUUUUGUGCAUUGACUUCGAUGUCGCAAUGAUCAUGUGCAAAAUUAAUUAUGUGCCAUGUAUGAUAACUAUCCUAAAUGUAUAUUCAUUCUAUGCAGAAUUAAAAUGAUUUUCAUUUGUUGAUGUUAUUUAUUUCAUUAAUAAAUUGAACAUUGUAAUGUAUUGUGAUAAAAUAAAUUUUAUUGAGAUGUGGAUUAUUAA